This is a messenger RNA of Cheilinus undulatus (humphead wrasse), 10095 nucleotides long. RefSeq names its product branched chain ketoacid dehydrogenase kinase (gene bckdk). Lineage: Eukaryota; Metazoa; Chordata; Actinopteri; Labriformes; Labridae. Gene Ontology annotation, biological process: protein phosphorylation; regulation of glucose metabolic process. Bases 125 to 1411 code for a protein of 428 amino acids. Gene Ontology annotation, cellular component: mitochondrion. The record is from RefSeq and is a predicted model, not a curated record. The transcript is spliced from 11 exons. Gene Ontology annotation, molecular function: pyruvate dehydrogenase (acetyl-transferring) kinase activity.
UGUAUUCAGAUACGUGCCUUUGUGCACCAUUACGAAGCGACCCCAAUGGCCUCGUAGCAACCCUCUAAUUUCGCUUUCAUACGGGAACAGGGCAGUCCUGUUCGCACUCACAGCUCGUCUCGAAAUGCGUCCGGGAUUGGCGGGCAUAGCGGCGGAGAUGCUGAGCGGGGCUACUUGCAUGGCCAAGCCGAGGCUCGGCAGCCUCUUGCUGUCUCCCCUCACCAAAACACUGCCGCCGAUGUCAAGCACGGGGAGCCGCAGAUUUCGGUCCACGUCUUCUAUGCAGGGGUUUUCAGAGCUGGCCAGAGAGCGGUCGAAGACUGUCACGUCGUUUUAUAACCAGUCUGCCAUUGACGUCUCCGCAGAAAAGGCUUCAGUGCGACUGACCUUAGCGACCCUGCUGUAUUCUGGGAAGUCUCCUGAUGGACAUCACAUCUUGAGCAGUGCCAAGUACCUACACAAGGAGCUGCCUGUAAGGAUUGCUCACCGUAUCAAGGGUUUCCGUAGUUUGCCCUUCAUCAUAGGUUGCAACCCAACCAUUCUUCAAGUGCAUGAGUUGUACAUCAGAGCGUACCACAUGCUCAGCGACUUUCCUCCGAUCAAGGAUCAGGAUGUGGAGGCACGUUUCUGUAAGCUGGUGCAGCAGCUGCUGGACGACCACAAAGACGUGGUCACCAUGCUGGCCCAGGGCUUCAGGGAGUGUCGCAGACACAUCCAGGAUGAGAUGAUUCUCCGUAACUUCCUGGAUACGACGUUGUGCUCUCGUCUGGGGAUCCGAAUGUUGGCCACGCACCACCUUGCUCUCCAUGAAGACAAUCCUGAUUUUGUUGGGAUCAUAUGCAGACGUCUGUCUCCUAAAAAAAUCAUCGAGAAGUGGGUGGACUUUGCGAGGCGUCUUUGUGAGCACCAGUACGGUAACUCGCCCAGAGUGAGGAUUAACGGACACGUAGCAGCUCGUUUCCCCUUCAUCCCACUGCCUCUGGAUUACAUCCUGCCUGAGCUGCUGAAGAACGCCAUGAGGGCCACCAUGGAAAGCCAUCUGGACACCCCCUACAACGUGCCCGAUGUGGUCGUCACCAUCGCCAAUAACGACAUUGAUUUUGUCAUUAGGAUUUCAGACCGUGGCGGCGGCAUCCCUCACAAUAUUAUUGACAAGGUGAUGGAUUAUCACUUCAGCACGGCUGAGGAGAGCGCACAGGACCCCCGCAUGAGCAACCUCUUCAACAGCAUUACCAACAGUGGAAACCAGUCCAGCCCCAUGCAUGGGUUUGGCUUUGGUUUGCCUACAUCCAGGGCAUACGCUGAGUACCUUGGCGGCUCUCUAUCCAUACAGUCAAUGCAGGGCAUUGGCACAGACGUCUACCUACGUCUGCGCCACAUCGACGGCAAAGGAGAGAGCUUCAGAGUCUAACGCCUGUCCUCCUUAUAGAUCCUCACCCAGGAAACAGGCUGAGCAGCAGGCAGAGGGUUUCUAACCAGGAAGGCUGACAUGGACUUCAGGACUUUGGUCCACAGAGAGAUAGCCUACACAGUAUGUUGUCAGAAAGUUCCUAAAUUCACCUAUCCACUACUUUUUCUUUAUUUCUUUUGCCUUAGACUGAUUAUAAGCUAUGUUAGCUCUUUAGUUGAUGAUUCUGGUUGUUCUCCUUUUUAUUUUGUACCCUGUGGCAUGUUGUUUCAGAGUUUUGAGGGGUGUAUGAACUUUGAAUGUUUAGGUUAUCGGGACAAACUGUGCAUGAUAGCUGGCAUCGAUGUUACUGUGGAAGGAAGGAAGGAAGUAAAAAAAAAGAGCUUCAGUUUUAAAGAAGUUCAACUUUGAAGUUACUUGUAUAGCCUAAAAAAGUAGAUGUUUUGAUGAUAAAAGUUUCAAAUGAAACUUCUGAGACACUCCAACAAACCUGUCAAAAUUGCUCAAAGCUGCUCAUCUUUCCCACAUUGAUCAGAAAGACCAGAGUAAGAUCAUCCAUAUCUUUUUCUUUAUUAUAGUCUAAGGUUUACCAGGGAGAAUGGAUUCAGUGUCCCUGUAUUAGCAUGUGCUGUUAUCCCUUGAAACCCUUUAAUUACAUCCGUCAAACAAAGCCUUUUCUGAGUCAGGCUGCGGCUGAAAAAGCAGAAGAAAACUGCCAAAACACCAAAAGCUCAUUAAGUCAUUUCUGUCUGGUUCAGUUGAGACAGCACACGCAGUGAUGGGCGUCUUUGUUUAGCAGUGGUUUUUGUGGAGCUUCCAAGCUGGGAAGCCAGCCGAGACGUUCAGUUGCCUUACUGUGUCUUUCUGCAUGCAGACUUUUUCUUACAUUGUCUUCUUCUGUUGCCUUCAUGGAUCUCCACCGUGUCGCUCAGUCUCAUUAGUUUCAUGUCAGACGUUUUUGCACAAUAAAUAGAUUUCCCUGUAAAUGUAAUGCUCAGCACUUGCACCAAUCAUAGUUAGCUUUUGACUUUAUUGUAAUGACUUUAAGAGUAACAAUAUACCAGAGAAGUAUUGUUUAAUAUUGUCUCCUUUUUCUGUUUUAUCUGAAUUUAGUUGUUUUUUUUUUGUAGAAAGUGUGUCACUUGUAUUUCAUUUUGAUGUGUUUUUGAGAAAGUUUUGUAUAAAAUAACAUUUCAGGAUGGGUCAACAACUGGUUUCUGCAUUGUUAACUGUAGAAGUUCACAUGAGCUGAAGUUUGAGUCCUUAUUAGAAACAUUUUCUGCAGGUCAAAACUUGAUUUUGUUAUUUGCUUGAGACGACAGCGGCUUUCUUUUUAGAAAUUUAGGAAAAAAUCUAUUUAUUAAGCAAGAUUCACCCUUUUUGAUGCAUUUUCCCUCUUACAUCUCACCUGUGCUAAAUGUCUGACCAAAUAAGAUCAAACAUGUCAUCAAAACACUGUAGGGUCUUUGUCAUUAAUGUAAUUUAUCAUACAAAUGUUCAUUCUGUUACACACUUGCAGACGGCCUCUUUUAAAUGUGUCUACAGCGAUUCAAUGAGUUGAUGACAAAAAGACUGAUGGGCUUAGCUGUCAAAGGUGUUUAUAAGAAAAUGUAAGGAAGUCAAAUUCUGCUCUCUCAUAAUCAACCUAACCUUAUAGUUCCCACACACAACGGCUGCGCUGUGACCCGUCUGCAACUCUUACUGCGGAUCAAAUCGCUCCCUCUCUAGUCAAAUGUAGCAGCUCCUCUGCCAUGCUCCGGUCCCUGAAGCACAACUCCGCUCUGCGUUAUUGGUGAUAUGCUGCAGGUCUUUUUUCAGCGCUGCUACAAUGAGCAGUUCCAUCCAAACAGCUGGAAAAACGUACAAAGUAUCCAGUCAGCUUCAAAAUACAACACAACGUACGAACUCCCGAUCAUAAACCAUCACUAUAUCAACAUUAUGUCUUGUCCUGUAGCGAGAGAGAAAGGUCACUGAGAGGUCAGUGGGUCACAGAGCUACAACGGCACCAUUGAUGAGAAAAAGUUAACUUUUGAGAUAAAAAAGCCUCAGAUUUUACGUGAAACCACUCAUCCUUUUAAGCAAAUAAUAACCUUUUAACUUCAUGAUGUACUCACCUAUGGUGGAAGCAGUAAAAUCAUGGAAUCAUGUCGAAAUGAAUGGCAAAUCAACCCCAAAAAAGCAAAAUAAUCCGCUGUUGAGAUACUAUUCCUGCAUGAACUUGCAGUCUCCAUGAACUCCUCUCUUGUCUCAAGCUGAGAAGGGCUGAGCAUCACUGUGCCGCGCUAUAGCCACACUUCCAGUGUACGAGGUCGCUCGCCUUCAAUCGGAGCAAAACUGGCGCUGUGGAGCAUGGCACAGCUGUUUUAUAUGAAAAUUGUGGGUAAUGUAAGACCGAUCUCUAAGUAAAGGGUGUCAAAUUGUUAUUUUGUCUAUUACAGAAAUAAUUGCAAUCUAGAUUAUGCAUUUAAGAAGAGUGUUUUAAGGCCUGUCUGAAUUCCUGACAGGCUCUUACGUGGAAGCUCUACUACAACAAAAUCCUUCACUUGCUCCCCACCUACUAAUACUGCCAUUCAUGCUAAAAAAAGAUUUUAUUUUGUAACUCAUGCUGUUAAUAAAUUAAAAAAACAUAUUCAUUAAGCUUUGUCUCUUGACCAAACUGAUAUAAAACAACAAAAUCUGCAUCAGACAGUGGAAAUGACUAACCUUGCAAAUCCGAUGGAUUGUCCAGAUUCCAUGUCUACCAUCAGGCAGUUAAUUUUUACUGUAAGCCUGCAAACAAGUUUUGUCAGGAAUGGACAUUUCUUAACAAAAAGAAGCGCAAAGAACCACAACAAAAUCUCUUCUUGGUGGAAAAGAUGUUUUUGCUGUUCUCUAGUCCAGACCAGCUUUGGCAAGAGUUUGACUUACCAAAUGACUCCGGUGAUAGUUAAUGCACGAUUUUGGAUUUUUGUCUGUAUUCAAUGUCCCUAAAUUUGCGAACUCAUUUUUCCUAUACGGAUGUAUUCAACAACUUGUUAUUGUAAAGAAUACAAAGUCCCUCAUGUACUAGAAUUGUCCUCUUAAUCAAAUUAAUAAUCCUAAUUAAACAGCAGGUUUACAAAAUAAAACACAAUUUCAUUUCUUCUCAUUUGCAAAAAAUACAACUUCCUGAAAUUCAGAGCUGUAAAGGAAUGAGGAUAAUAAAGAAAAAGCUUUAGCUGAGGUAGGUCCAUUGAUUCUGCUUCAAAUUCCUUUUUAGAGUGGUUUCUAAAUAAUUACAGGAUUAUGUUAAAAUGCUAUCUCUGUAUAUCAGCCUUUUUACUCCACUGUUACUGUCAGUUGUCAGAGAUUCUUACCCUGUUGAAAAUAAAGAAAUGUAGAGUACUGUGCAGAACUUUUAGGCAUGUUUGUGCAAAAAAUUGAGGCUGCAGUAAGGUAUACAGUGCUGAAUAAAUUUAUUAGACCACCUGUCUCAGAGACCAUCCAGCAUCAUGAAGUGCUUUAAUGCGGACUCCUUCAUUUUCUGUGAGCUCUCCACAAUUUACCAUGUUGAACAGGAAUGAGGAAUUUGAAACUGAAUUCACCUUUUGUAUACCCAAAUUUGAGCUGGCUCACUGGGCUUCUCUGAGAAGUCAGAAAUUAAUCAAGAAUAACUUUCAACCACUAAAACUCAUUUUUCUGUUUAGGAAUGCAAGUAAAUAACUAUAAUUUGACAUAACACUGUAGAUGAAGCUAGCAAGCUGCCUGAGGGCACCAUCUGGCAGAAGGAUUGACAACCCUGGUCGUGGUCUGGAUGUCCUUGCAUAUUACCAGGAGCAUGGGAAAACAAUCUGUUGAAAAAAAAAAGUACAAAGUCCUCACCUUUAGGGCAGAGGGAAGGGUGGAUGUGGCGAGUAAGCACAGCCUAGGGUACCGCCCCUGCAGGUAGUACAAUUGCCAUGAGCCCCUGGGUUUACUGAGGAUGUCCCAAGGGCCUGAGAACUGCUGGUGGUUUCCAGGAUGGUGAAUCCUUAGCGCCCUGCAUGCCUUAAACUUAUGCACAUUCCUGAUCCUGAUCUAAAAAAAAUGUACUGGGUGCUAUAAGCAAAGCUCCAGAGAAAUAUGGGUCAAUCAGAGUCAGUGUCAUGAGGUUUAAAACAUUUUACCCCAUAGAUCCACCUUAAAGCACUCCUCAUAUUUUAUUGAACAUUUCCCAGCAAGCAUCAGCUCUCCAGCAGCACAUCAAGCUGAGUGUAACUGCUGGGAGCACUUUGCUAUUUUAUCUUUGGGAUCCUGUGCUGUAUUUAGAAAAACAGUAAAUCUAUGAACAUAACUACAGAAGCCCAGAGAGGACAUGCAUUCGUACAGUUAAUUUCAUCCUAUUGUCUUGUAAUAGCAAGUCAUUCUUCUAGCAAGCUGCUUUCUUAAAAUUUGGACCUGUCUCAUCAUCUUGUGAUGAUGACAUUGGUUUUCCUGUGAUAAGAAGUUAAUUUCUCAAAUUAAUGAUGUUCUUAAGGUCAAUAAGUAAAGAAAAAAACACGAGAUUUAGCUACCAGUUAUUAUUGAAAAGCAGACUACAAUAAAAAGUAUGGGUGCAUGUCUUAAUUAAUAGAUGAAUGAUCAACCUGCAGUUAUCUUUACUAAAAUUGACUAUUUCGAGUUUCUUUAAAGCAAGAUCAGGUAAGCAGGCUUUCUUAUGGAGAAAAAAUGAGAAAAUUUGACUCUUUUUUUUUUAACAUAAAAUGAGACUCUAGCUUGAGUUGUAAGGACAGAAGGGUUUUGCUUUCACUCAAAAAAACAGAACACUUUCUUUGUUUUUCUGAUUUAAAAGGAUAUAUAUAAGAAUUAAGGUUAAUUUUUGACAGAUAAAAUGUGCUCCUAGUCUCUGAUUAGUAAGAGAAUCAGAAAGAAAAUCGCUGUUUUGUUUGAACUACCAAUAGAGUUAUCCCCUUAACUCAGAAUCCUGAAAGAAGAUUUUUUUUGUUUUCACAAGAGAACACAAAACGGUCCAUUGUGUAAGAAAUUGAAUCAUUUUAGUAGAAAUAUACCAACUAAUAUUUUAUUUAUGACACAAAAUAACCCCAGAUGUAUUAUCUAGGAAUGAAAGACAGGUGAAGAUCAGCUUGUUGGUAUAAAUAGUAUGAUAGUAUAUGAUUAUUAAAUGUUUAUUGUUGGUUUGAAGGUCUUUAAGAUGUAGUUUAUCCCUGGUAAACCAGGGGAUGAGGGGUGUUAUGACCCUGGGUCAUAGUUUUGCAUUGUUUCGGUUUACUGCACAUUUGCAGCUCUGUGUCCUCCCCUGCAGUGUUGAGUGUGUGUCUCUGUGUCGGUGUGUCUGAGUGAUUAGGUGGUGAUGCAGGUGGCUGUAGCCGGUUGGGUCAUUGAAGAGGAAGGUGCUUCUGCUGAUUGGAUCUGACCACUUUCCCCCUUAUGAACACUAGAUUUCUAACCUUGCAAAGCCGUUUCCGUGUUUCUCACAUGGUCUCUCACUAUUAGGACGAUUAGAAAGUGACAGGACCAUUCAGCGAUGAGGGGCAUUACUUUUUGGCGCGGCGAAGUCUUGAAGUAAGCAAGCAGCGACAAGAGGCCGGUGCAAGUAUGGCAGAAGAGAUUAGCGUUGGUGCCAGCCACAAGCACCAGUUUUAUCAGAACUUGACAUUUCUUUGUUAAAAGAACAAAAAAUAACAGCAUUGAGUUGUUUUCUUUUCAUAAAUAACAAAAGUCAUCUACUGACAUGUCUACAGUUGCCAUGGUUCAACAGCUCGGUAGCGGCUAUUUCACAUGUUUUGUUGCUCUGAUUCACCUGUAAAGAUGCAACAGACAGCACAUUCAUCCCUUUCCCAAACACCAUCUAUGGAAGGUUUUCCAGGUUUUCCAUCUGGUAUGUCCGGUUACUAGAUUUAAACAUUUCCAGGUAAAUUUAGAAAAUAGAUUCACAUGUAGGCUGCCAGUGUUGUGUGAUGCACAUUGUUCUUCUCAGAUCUUUUGGACUUUCUCCUCCAUCUACAUCACCAUAACUUCUUCCUGAUAUUUCUCUUUGCUAAAACUGCAGUUUAAAAUUAAAAAUGUUUUUAAGGAUGGCACUCCAUUUGAAGAAUAACAAUGCAGUGAUAUGGCAGCCUUCUUGGAGUGUCAUCCUUAAAGUCUUUUUAAUUUGAACUCUAGUUUAGUUUCAGUGAAAAAGACAAAAAAGGAAGGAGCCACUGGGAUGAUCAAGGCGAGAACAAUCAAAAGAUGUGAAUUUAUCUUGAAAUUUCUUUUAACUGUAGAAACAUAGUGACACUUGGUACAACGUUCAUACAAAAGACACUCAUGUUACUCCAGUAAGGUCAGUAUGUCUUAAUAUGCAGGUUUCCCUUUAAGGAUGACACUCCUUAGAAGAAGAGCAACGCAACCACUAGGGAUGCACAGAUGCUUUGGUUUAACAGACAUCAGCCGUCAGCAGCUGAUGUGUGCAUGAACCAGUGCCAGAAACGGAUGUAUCAGUUAAUCUUGGCAGUUAGUACACCUCACAGCUGAUUCAGAGAAGAGAUUUAUGACUGAGCAGAAGAUUUCACCUGUUGGUGAAACUCUGAUCUGCUUUCAUGCCGAAAUAGUCAAGGCCUUUGUACACCAGAGGCAUUUUUGUACAAAUAAUCUAUACAAUUUCAAUUGAGCAUGCAGCAGGUCGAUACAAGCUUCUACACUAGCAGCGUAAUUACGCUGUGCAAAAUUGCGGCUACUAUUUUUUCUAACUGUUGUAAAUUUUUCAAAAUUUUUGCUCCUGAUGAGUAAAGUCAAAGUCUCCUCUGACCUCAGACAGCUAAUCACUGCUCCGGGUCAAUUGAAUCCUGGAAAUUACUCCUCAGAUCAGUCCGUAACACAAACAGGUGAGCCAACCCCCCCCCCCCCCAGCAGAGCUCGAGUGUGCCUUUAACAUUAUUAUUAAUAUUUAGUUAAUAGGAUUAAGGAAAAGUUGGUCCCUCCUCCCAGCGGGCAAAGAGGGAGCAGUGCUGUGAAGGAAACAGUGAACAAAGGGCACUGCCCUCUUACCUGUUUGCACUGCUGCCUUUAUGUAGAGAGGCAAAAACCUCAUGUGAUCAUCCGCCCUCUAUCUUGAAGGCCUCUAGAGUGUUGCACCAAAAGAUGCAAUGAAAAAGUAACCAAUCAUUAUCAGCGAACGGCUGAAUGUUUUACAGUUGGUGCAUCUCUAGCAGCAACUUGACAUCACUACCCAGUAGACAUCAAACAACGUCAACCUGCAUGUGAUAUUCUAAAUUUCUCUAAAUGUAGAGCUCUAGUGUGCUUCUUUGUAGAAAAUACAUACAAUAGAUUCUAAGAUUGACUGAACAAGUACAGUGUGUUUUAAUGUGCAGGGUUCCUUUAAAAUACAGUGUGUAAAUAUUGAAUUUGGCAGCCAGGCACUCAAGAAGGACGCCAUAUGAACAGUCUGCCCCCUGCAGGGCUGAAAAGAGAAGUGCAGGCAGACUGAGGGGAUAAAAGUGCAUCAUUUCAUUUUCUCAACAUCAAAGUUUCUGAGUUUGUAUUUUCCACAUUUCUGCUUUUGUAACAUUUGAAGUAUAAACUGAAGACAAACAACAACAAACAUUUCAAAUCUCCAGUUAAAGCUAAAAGCUGGAGUCAUGUUACUGAUUAAAUGUGCUGCCAUAAACUCGACUGAUGUUUAGUUUCUCCCUCAUGUUUUCUGUUGUGUUCAGGACUCUGUAAACAUUAAAUUUCACAUGGUUGGAAAUCUGAGACUGAGCUUUAUUUUUGUUCUUAUAGUUCAUAUUAAAUCUAAAACAGCACAAUCUUUAUGUGUUGCCUGUCCAACGGAGGAGGAUUGAGUUGUCGCAAGGGUCUUACAGCUAUGUGAAAGGCCGUGUGUAAAUAUUUAAAGUAUUCCUGGAUCGUGUAUUUACAUAAUGCUGUCCUUCAGGGAAAAUAGUUUUACUGACACACAUCAUCUUCCAUGACAGCUACUCAGUGAGUUUGUUUCACCAGCAGGAAAUGUUGAUUUAGUGCUGUAAUCAUGCUGCUAUACAGCUGACGUUUGACUUUUAGAUCAAAAUCAUGACCUUUAAAAUAAUAAACUCCUCGUCUUCAUUAGUCCGUUCUAUUUUUAAUGUACAUUCAGUAAAAACUGCCCUGACACUUUCUGGAAAAUGACAGGACAACCUAUCCAGAAAAUGUCCUGAUUUGCUUGUUUACACUUGUCCCUCACAGUAGGAAGUUUUCCUUAGCCAAUGGUGGGUUGGGGGAGGAAAACUACUCAUGGGCUGGCAGGAAGAUUACAUGGUUAAGUUGUUUGCACUCACACCACUAAACUCAGGACAUUUUCAGGACUUAAUGUCACGGUGAAAAUACAAACAAACUCUGGCCUGUUAGAAAUGCAGAGGAGAGCCCAUGGUGUUUAAAAUGUCAAACCUAUUAACAGUGAAUGCUUUAACUGAAAUCUCAAAAAGGAAAUCCCUUCAACUCCUCAACUAAUGGUUUAGGGAUUUACUUUACAGCACAAAAAACAGUAGUCAUUGUAAGAGCUUAUUGCCAUCACACAUAAAAUACUUUGACUUCAUGCCUUUCUUUUUCUGUUUAAAAUCCAUAAUAGGAUGAAAGCCUGCCCUUCGUACAUUCAUUACUGUCACAGCUUUCAAUCAAGUUCCUGUUUCCUCUCAAAAUAAAAAUCUGUUUGUAGCCAAACAAACCUUUGGCUAACCUUUUGAAACUACCAGUCUUUUGCACCCUAAACUACA